Molecule: messenger RNA, 1500 nt
Organism: Danio aesculapii
Lineage: Eukaryota; Metazoa; Chordata; Actinopteri; Cypriniformes; Danionidae
Product: cytochrome P450 2B19-like
Exons: 9
Coding region: 4-1500 (498 amino acids)
Biological process (GO): xenobiotic metabolic process
Cellular component (GO): intracellular membrane-bounded organelle; cytoplasm
Molecular function (GO): oxidoreductase activity, acting on paired donors, with incorporation or reduction of molecular oxygen, reduced flavin or flavoprotein as one donor, and incorporation of one atom of oxygen; iron ion binding; heme binding
Source: RefSeq, a predicted model, not a curated record
AUCAUGUUUGCGGCUCUCCUGAAGUUAGACUUGGCCUUUGUGGGCAUGACUCUGGUCCUAGGCUUGAUUUUUAUGGUUCUGUUUGAGAUCUUCAGAAUUCAUUCCUACAAUGGUCGAUUUCCACCUGGUCCAACACCUCUGCCUUUUGUGGGAAAUCUACCACACUUAUUGAACCCAAAGGAGUUCAUAAGAUCGUUGUCUCAGUAUGGAGAAAUGACCACUAUGUAUCUUGGGAGAAAGCCAGUGAUAAUGCUCAAUACAAUCCAGGUGGCUAAGGAAGCCCUGGUUCAGGAUACUUUUGCUGGAAGACCACAUCUGCCAAUUGUAGACUGGAUGUCUAAUGGACUCGGUAUCGUGAUGGUCACAUUUAACAACUCUUGGAAGCAGCAGAGACGGUUUGCUCAGCACAUGUUCAGAAACUUUGGUCUGGGGAAAAACACAAUAGAAAGUCGCGUGUUAGAGGAAAGCCAAUAUCUGAUUGCUGAAAUGCUCAAAGAUGAAGGCAGAUCAAUGAAUCCCCAUUAUAUUAUAAAGAACGCCCUUUCCAACAUUAUCUGCUCCAUCGUGUUUGGAGAUCGCUUCGACUACGAUAACAAACACUUUGAAUACCUUCUGAAUCUUCUGAAUGAAAACAUCUUGCUCUUAGGGUCAGCAGCAGGACAGAUUUUCAACUUAUUCCCCUUCAUCAAACAUUUCCCUGGUCCACACCAGAAGAUCAAGAAGAAUUCAGAUGAGUUAUUUGGUUUCGUUCGACAUGAAGUUGAAGAACACAGAAAAACUCUGGAUCCAGGCAGUCCACGAGACUACAUCGAUGCCUAUCUGCUGGAGAUGGAGAAACAAAAGUCCAACAAAGACUCCCCGUUUCAUGAAGGAAACCUGGUUAUUUCAGCAACUGACCUGUUUCUGGCUGGAUCCGACAGCACAGCGACCAGCAUCAGAUGGGGCCUCCUCUUCUUGAUUCAAAACCCAGAUGUACAAGAGCGAUGUCAUGAGGAGAUUGUUCAGGUUCUGGGUUACGACCGCUUGCCCAGCAUGGAAGACCGUAACAGACUACCCUACACACACGCCACUGUUCACGAGAUUCAGAGAUGUGGCAACAUCACACCUGUUGGGUUGUUUCAUGAAACGGUUCAGCCCACAAAACUACGUGGAUAUGACAUUCCUCGGGGAACUUUAGUCAUGGCAAACUACACUGCAAUUUUCAGCAAUAAGGAGCACUGGAAGCAUCCUGACACAUUUAACCCUGAGAAUUUCCUGGAUGAGAACGGACACUUCAGCAAGCCGGAGUCUUUCAUUCCAUUUUCACUGGGGCCGAGGUCCUGUCUGGGUGAGUCACUGGUGAGGACGGAGCUCUUUUUGUUCAUCACUUCACUCAUACAGAGGAUUCAUUUCUCCUCACCGCCUGAUGCAAAGCCCAUAGACAUGGAUGGCAUCUUGGGUAUAGUCCGCUAUCCUCAAACUUUUAACGUCAUCUGCUGCAGUAGAGACACCAAAGAUUGA